AUGGCCUUUAUUGACCACAUAGUUCUUAACGGAUUACUGGUAAUUAGUGCUGUAACGGCAAUCCAAUUGAAGUUUGACGAUGCAUUAACCGCGCAACGAGGUUUAGGAUGGCCCCACAGCCUUCAAGUGACAGUGGGUCACGAGGCAUUGAUGAAAUUGGCAAUAAAUUUGGAAAAUCAAGAAUCAUGUGAAGUUGUCACGCCAACCGGCGUGAUGUUUAAUAUUGCAUCGCCACCGAAUGACAGGUUCGAAUUAUGGGAAGGUGGCUGUAGUUUAAAAGUGAAGAAGAUAGAGCCAAAUGACACAGGUAGAUGGCGUCUCACUGCUAAGGGAGAUAACACGAAAAUAAUGGGUUGGACUGCGCUUCAUGUUAGGGAAGACACACCGACGCCUUCUCCCCCUACUAUAACGCUCCCCGAUGGUGAAAAUGAGGUCAAGGUGGACUUAUCAACGGAAGACAAUUCCUAUUGUCUCGUCGCAAAGCCUUUUUCUGACAGUGCCCUUGUCCCGGGACACUGUACUGUGACCCUCGAUCGAACGACACGCGCCGUGCAAGGGAAAUGGGAUGUACUUUUGGGUGUACCGGGAAAAGUUUCCGAAGUUCCCUUGAAGAGACAGGUCGUUGUUGAAGCCGAGCGCUUGGAUUUCGGAUACAUUCACGAAAGCAGUACCAAUAAACUGCACUUGUACUGUAAUAUUUUGCACUCGGAGAAAAAUAUAACAUUCUGCCGAUUUCAAAGGACGUCAUUGCCUUACGGAUUUAACGUGGUAGAUGGACUGAGCGAUGGCAGUCAUAGCUAUUACGGAAAGGGGUUCUUAAGGCGAGAAUGUGGUAUAACAAUUGAGAAACCAUCCCUAGACGAUUCUGGAACAUGGAGAUGUACUGUUGGUCUGAAGAUGUGGGUUGGCAAUCAAGUUCGAGAACAGCCACCGAUGCAGGCUUUGAUUAGUGUCGCGGCGAGUUCAAGAAUUUCAAGAUUCUACAAUGAUUCUGCCGAUAACAAAAGCAAUACCGUAUUUGUACAAGAAAAUCGGAUGUUAACUGUUUCGUGUCGUGCCGACGCUUCUCUCAAAUACUGUUGGUUCCAACAUCCAAAUGGUUCUCAGUUUACCCCAGUUCAGCUGGUUAAUGAAGAGCAACCGUUUUGGUAUACUGGCGAAGGUCUAGCCGCUGGUCAGUGUGGAAUUACGUUUAGACACGUAACUCAUCAAGAGUCUGGUUUAUGGAGAUGUCAUAUGGGAAGAAAAGGUCAAUUUGGAGUGGAAGUAACAGAAGACAUACAAGUAAGAGUCACCGGUGCAUUAGCAGCUAAUAAAAAGGAAGUGGCAGCUUCGAAGGGCGGAACUCUAACUUUAUAUUGUCAUACGGCUAAUGGAAACAGACCGCUGGAUUAUUGCCGGUUUCUUUCGCCAUCCUUUGUGGGGAUAAACAUUGAUUCAUCUGUUACUAAGGAGAACGCUAUAUUGGAUCGGUUCUUCUUCACGCCAGGACGAAGCAUAGACGCGGGUGACUGUUCUCUAACCAUAGUUAAUAUCCAGGAGGAUGAUAUAGGAAACUGGACUUGCGCUGCUGUUGUUAAUGAUGAGGCGACGGAAUCAAGUGAUACCAUAAGGGUCUACCUUUCAACGAAGCCAGCACCUCGAUACCAAGCUGGCGUGAUCGGUGCCAGUGUCGGGGCAGCAGUUUUAAUCCUUAUUCUUGUUGGUUUCGUUUUAUACAAACGUGGUUUUAUUAUGCUACCAUUACGAAGGGACCAAAACAAUCCGCCACCAUCAGACGCGUUUUCGUUGCAGAGAAUGUCUACGGUCACAAGUACGUCUCGAUCCAGCCAAAGUAGUAGUGAAUUUGGACAAGAUUUAGGACCCAAAAGGGCAUAA
Messenger RNA from Leptosia nina, 1878 nucleotides. The record is from the annotation of a GenBank genome assembly. NCBI's taxonomy places the organism in Eukaryota, Metazoa, Arthropoda, Insecta, Lepidoptera, Pieridae.